This is a messenger RNA of Parnassius mnemosyne (clouded apollo), 666 nucleotides long. Lineage: Eukaryota; Metazoa; Arthropoda; Insecta; Lepidoptera; Papilionidae. The record is from the annotation of a GenBank genome assembly.
AUGAUGGCGUGCCCUUCGUCCAAAACUAGCCUAGUGCAGGCCAACCUCCACCACAGCGAAACUGCGUCGGCUCAAUUACGCAAGUGGUUGGAGGUUCAAAGGACUGCCAUAGCCUUAAUCCAGGAGCCAUGGGUUGGGGCUGGUAAAAUUAAAGGCCUAAACAACCUAAAAGGUAAGUUAUUCUACAGCUCUGAACACGACAAGCCUAGAGCGUGUAUUUACACUACUAAAGAUAUCUGUGCACAACCUUUAACAGAUUUCUGUUCUAGAGACAUGUAUGCCGUAGCAAUACAGUACACACAGGAGAGUAGAUUAGUCGUCGCCUCGGUCUACAUGCCGGAGGAAGACACUCCUCCACCUCAUGACCUCAGCAGGCUGGUGAACUUCUGCGAGAGGACCGGACUAGAGGUUGUGAUCGGGACGGACUCCAACGCACAUCAUCCCCUUUGGGGAAUGGAAAAACCAAAUGAACGAGGUGUUACAGAUAGUCCCCUGUGCAGGGCAUGUAUGGGGGAGGAAGAAACGGCGGCCCACGUGCUACUGAAAUGUCCGGAGGUCGCUACAUACAGGGCUAAACAUCUCGGCACGCCGGGAUCACUCCCCGAAGUUGCAUGCAACAUCAAGGGCCUGUUGAGCUUCUUCGGAGAGAUCUCAUGGCUCGAAUAA